CACCGCCACACGGGCGGCCGAGCGGAGCCCCAGCCCCUGCGCCACCACCAUGCGCUGCCGUGGUCUCCUCUUUGCCCUCUGCGCCCUGGCAGGCGUGGGCUGCAGGAACCAGGAGGAGAAGCUGCUCCAGGACCUCAUGACCAACUACAACCGGCACCUGCGCCCGGUCCCGCAUGGGGACCAGAUCAUCGAUGUCACCCUCAAGCUCACCCUCACCAACCUCAUCUCCCUGAACGAGCGGGAGGAGACCCUCACCACCAACGUCUGGAUCGAGAUGCAAUGGUCCGAUUAUCGCCUGCAGUGGGACCCCAAGAAAUAUGACAACAUCCAGCUGCUGCGGGUGCCCUCCACCAUGGUCUGGCUGCCUGACAUCGUCCUGGAGAACAACAUCGAUGGGACGUUCGAAAUCACCCUCUACACCAACGUGCUGGUGUCCCCUGACGGCAGCAUCUACUGGCUGCCCCCAGCCAUCUACCGCAGCGCCUGUGCCAUCCACGUCACCUAUUUCCCCUUCGACUGGCAGAACUGCACCAUGGUCUUCCAGUCCCAGACGUACAGCGCCAAUGAAAUCAACCUGCUGCUGACAGUGGAGGAAGGCCAGACCGUGGAGUGGAUCUCCAUCGACCCCGAGGCUUUCACAGAGAAUGGCGAAUGGGUCAUCAAGCACCGCCCCGCUCGGAAGAUCAUCAAUUCAGAGCACUUCACCCCAGAUGACAUCCAGUACCAGCAGGUCGUCUUCUACCUCAUCAUCCAGCGCAAGCCGCUCUUCUACAUCAUCAACAUCAUCGUGCCCUGCGUCCUCAUCUCUGCCAUGGCUGUGCUGGUCUACUUUCUGCCCGCCAAAGCGGGUGGGCAGAAAUGCACCGUCUCCAUCAAUGUCCUCCUGGCCCAGACCGUCUUCCUCUUCCUCAUUGCCCAGAAGGUGCCUGAGACCUCCCAGGCUGUGCCUCUCAUCGGGAAGUACCUGACCUUCCUCAUGGUGGUGACGGUGGUGAUCGUGGUGAAUGCUGUCAUCGUCCUCAACAUCUCACUGAGAACGCCCAACACUCACUCCAUGUCCCAGAGAGUGCGCCAGGUGUGCCUGCACCUCCUGCCCCACUACCUGGGCAUGCACAUGCCAGAGGAGACACCAGGGCCACCGCGAGCUGCCCGGAGACGCAGCUCCCUGGGGCUCAUGGUGAAAGCCGACGAGUACAUGCUCUGGAAAGCCCGGACUGAGCUGCUCUUCGAGAAGCAGAAGGAGAGGGACGGGCUGAUGAAAACCGUGCUGGAGAAGAUUGGACGUGGCCUGGAGAGCGGCAGUGCCCAGGACUUCUGCCAGAGCCUGGAGGAGGCAGGUCCUGAGAUCCGCGCCUGCGUGGAUGCCUGCAACCACAUCGCCAAUGCCACACGGGAGCAGAACGACUUCAGCAGUGAGAGUGAAGAAUGGAUCCUGGUGGGACGGGUGAUCGACCGUGUCUGCUUCAUCAUCAUGGCCUCCCUCUUCGUGUGUGGCACUGUUGGCAUCUUCCUCAUGGCUCACUUCAACCAGGCGCCUGCCCUGCCCUUCCCCGGGGACCCCAAGCAGUACCUGCCGCAGUGAUGCCCGCAGGCACCCACCAGCCUUCCUGCUGCCGGGACCGCUGGAGCCAGGGGCUGGGUGCCCCCAAACCAGCCUGCCUGGCUGAGAUCCCUGCGGGCACAGCAGCUCCUGGUGCCAAGCACAGCGCUGGAGGAGGACUGCGGGUAGCAGGGCUCUGCCACCCCCCAGCAGUGGUGGUGAUGGGGAAUGGGGGUGGUCAUGCUGUGCUGAACAUUGGAAGUAAAGCCUGUGGCAGUCUCGC
This is a messenger RNA of Aptenodytes forsteri (emperor penguin), 1823 nucleotides long. RefSeq names its product cholinergic receptor nicotinic gamma subunit (gene CHRNG). The record is from RefSeq and is a predicted model, not a curated record. Gene Ontology annotation, cellular component: synapse; postsynaptic membrane; neuron projection. The transcript has 12 exons. Gene Ontology annotation, molecular function: acetylcholine-gated monoatomic cation-selective channel activity; transmembrane signaling receptor activity. Gene Ontology annotation, biological process: signal transduction; nervous system process; chemical synaptic transmission. NCBI's taxonomy places the organism in Eukaryota, Metazoa, Chordata, Aves, Sphenisciformes, Spheniscidae. The coding region runs from base 50 to 1582 and encodes 510 amino acids.